AUGGGUCGCCGGAGAGAGUGCCUGCACAGCCCUUGUUGCGGUCAUCGCGCACUGGCUGCAUUCGCACCAACACUCAAUGCCUACAAGAUCCAAAUUCGACAGCCUCAUCACACAAGGUUCCUCAGAGUGGCAAAAACUCUGCAGCAACGAGACCUACAUAAAUCUAUUUCCAACAAUCACUUCGACCUUGAAACGGUUUUGGAAGCUGAUCUUAGACCUCUUGGUGUCUCGCCUGAGAAAUCCUUUAUCGGAUUCUUCAGCCCGGAGAAGUUCGAGAGCUUGAAGGGACUCAUGUCGUUCGACGACAUAUGGAAUGAGAUAGAUAAAAACAGAGAGCUUUACGAACCGAGGAUAUACAUAGUAAGUUGGAACGACCACUUUUUCGUGCUGAAGGUUGAAGCUGAUGCAUACUAUAUCAUUGACUCUUUGGGUGAGAGGCUCUUUGAGGGGUGUAACCAGGCAUACAUACUAAAAUUCGACGAUUCGAGCAUCAUGCAUGGGAAAACAGAGAAAGCAGAGGAUGAUUCAGAGGAAAGAUUAGAAGUAAUAUGCAGUGGAAAAGAGUGUUGUAGACAGUUCAUUAAAAGAUUUCUUGCUGCCAUACCACUUAAGGAGCUUGAGGAGGAAGAGGAAAAGAGUGCAGUUCCUAUUUUACCUCUUCACCGGCGUUUGCAGAUCGAGUUCCACUACACCUCCUGCCUCCUCCUCCUCCUCCUUCUCCUCUUCUUUGUCGACCUCUGCUACUUCUUCCACUUACUCUCUCUCAUCAGGUGAAGACUAGAAAUCAAGUAGCAGAAUUGUAUAGAAGGGUUUUUGAUUCCUUAGCAUUUAAUGAUACUAUUGAGACUAGGUAGAAAUUUCAAUGAGA
Pyrus x bretschneideri (Chinese white pear) is the source of this 868-nucleotide messenger RNA. RefSeq lists its product as uncharacterized. Lineage: Eukaryota; Viridiplantae; Streptophyta; Magnoliopsida; Rosales; Rosaceae. The transcript is spliced from 2 exons. The record is from RefSeq and is a predicted model, not a curated record. Bases 1 to 774 code for a protein of 257 amino acids.